This is a messenger RNA of Micropterus dolomieu (smallmouth bass), 1997 nucleotides long. RefSeq names its product sodium-dependent neutral amino acid transporter B(0)AT1-like. The transcript is spliced from 12 exons. Lineage: Eukaryota; Metazoa; Chordata; Actinopteri; Centrarchiformes; Centrarchidae. Gene Ontology annotation, biological process: sodium ion transmembrane transport. The record is from RefSeq and is a predicted model, not a curated record. Gene Ontology annotation, cellular component: plasma membrane.
AUGAAGUUAAAACUCCUCAAUCCCAGCCUGGAGGACAGGAUACUGUUCUAUCAGCAGCUGGACAAACUGGAGGAGGAUGAGACUGGAGACAGACCAAAAUGUGACAACAAGGCCCAGGACAUGUUGACCUGUGUGGGGUUUUGUGUUGGACUCAGAAACGUCUGGCGGUUCCCCUAUCUGUGUCAGAGUCAUGGAGGAGAUAAGUGAUGCUUUCAUGGGGCAUUUCUGAUUCCUUAUGUCAUUGCCUUGGUGUUUGAGGGACUUCCCCUGCUGCACAUGGAACUGGCCAUCGGACAAAGGCUCCGCAUGGGAAGUGUUGGAGUGUGGAAUUCAAUUUCCCCAUAUCUGGGAGGUUUAGGUGUGGCGUCCAUGGUAGUAUCCUUCCUUGUUGGUCUCUUCUACAACAUGAUCUUGGCCUGGAUCCUCUGGUACUUCUUCCACUCUUUUCAAAGUCCGCUUCCCUGGAGGGACUGCCCAUUAAACUUGAAUCAUACUGGCUAUGUAAGUGAAUGUGAAAAGAGCUCACCUGUGAACUAUUUUUGGUAUCGUGAGACACUGAACAUAACACCAAACAUCGAGACCAGUGGGUCUUUACAGUGGUGGCUUGUGCUGUGCCUUGCGACUGCUUGGUGCCUGGUGUACAUCUGCUUCAUACGUGGAAUUGAGACUAUUGGAAAGGCUGCAUAUGUCACAGCCACCUUUCCAUAUCUUGUUUUGACCAUCUUCUUGGUCAGAGCCUUGACUCUGUCUGGGGCCACAGAUGGCUUAAUAUAUCUCUUCACGCCAAAUUGGGAAACCCUGAAGAACCCUGAGGUAUGGUUGGAUGCUGCUACUCAGAUCUUUUUCUCUUUGUCUUUGGCCUUUGGGGGGCUUAUUGCUUUUUCAAGUUACAAUCCUCAGAAGAAUAAUUGUGAGAGAGAUGCCCUAAUUGUUGGAUGUGUGAACAGUCUUACGUCAAUAUAUGCAUCAAUUCCUAUUUUUGCCAUUCUUGGAUUUAAAGCAAAUGAAAAUUACAAUGGUUGCAUAAACUGGAACAUACUGACACUGACAAAUGCAUUUAACAUUGGGGAUGAAAACAUAACUCUUGAAAACUACGAUGACUGGUUCAACUAUCUCAACGCAACUGAUCCCUCAGAGGUUGAAAGCCUCAAUCUAAAGACCUGUAAUCUACAGACUUUCCUGGACCAGAGCGCCUCUGGAACCGGACUGGCCUUCAUUGUGUUUACUGAGGCUGUGAUAAACAUGCCAGGCUCUCAGGUGUGGGCGGUGCUGUUCUUUGUCAUGCUCUUCAGCCUCGGCUUGUCCUCCAUGUUUGGAAAUCUAGAGGCGAUCCUAACUCCCCUGCUGGACCUGCACAUGGUUCCACCCUGGCUUCCUAAGGAAAUAUUCACAGGGUUAAUGUGCCUCAUCUCCUUUACUGUGGCCCUCAUCUUUACUUUGGACUCCGGAAACUACUGGCUGGAAAUUUUCAACAGCUUCGUGGGAUCCAUACCUCUGCUUAUCAUAGCAUUCUUUGAGAUCAUCAGUGUGGUAUACAUCUAUGGAAUAAACAGGUUUAAUGAGGACAUUGAAUGGAUGACAGGUCGGAGACCAAACAUCUACUGGCAGGCCACUUGGCGCUUCAUCAGUCCUUUAAUGCUGCUGGUGGUUUUUGUGGCAUAUGUUGCAGUUGAGGCAGACAAACGGCCAACAUACAACGCCUGGAACCCAGAUUACGUGAACUUCCCCCUUGCUGAUGUUCAGCAGUAUCCUGAAUGGGUUUUUGGUAUCUGUGUGCUCUUAUCUGUCAUUCCUGUUGUCUCCAUCCCUCUUGUGGCUCUCUACAAAUUCAUGGGCUUCCUGGAGAAGUACAUUAUGAACAGGCACAACCAAAACCCAUAUGCAAAUGAAUUAUGUCAGGGAGAAUUGUAAUAGAAAUAUUUUAGCUGUUUUAUGUGGUCUACCAUGGUAAAUGUCAGAUAUUGUCAAAUUUAAUAAAUUUGUGUAUAUUCAUUUGG